CCAGUGGUCUUUCCACUGCUGCCUUAUAUGUACACCAUAGCAUACUACCAGCACAGAUAUCCCACCCAGGACCACCCUUCCCUCCCUAGGGAACUUGCACACUGCACCCUCCUCCCCAGACACUCCCUAGAUCUCUCCACUCCCCACUCUGACACCGUGGUGACCUAUAUUGCUCCACCUGUCUGUCUAGCCUUAUCUCUGGUCAGGCAGGUGGAGAGGUGGCAGGAGCGUUGAACACUUCCACCAAUGACCUGAAAUCCCCUCUCCUACCACUAGAAGAUCCUGGUUUAGAAGGGCAAGAGGAUGAGAUGAGGGAAGGCUGUCCAAGUACCCAUGGGGCAGAGUGGGUCGAAUUAUCAGACGAGUGCAGCUGGGUGGCUAUCAGUUUAUCCAUGUAGUGGAUUGGGAGCCCUAGGGGGACAAAGGAACCUCCCCCCUUCCAAAACCCAUUCUUCAUCCUUCACCUUGCCCUUCUCAGCAAGUUUGUCUGGAUCAGUCCCCACAAGAAUUCCAUCCAAAAGGCUCCUUGGCUCCUCUAACUCCUCUGCACCCAAGCCGCAAAAAGAGGAAAAGAUCCUCUUGUGGGGCUCCUGGACAACUGAGACUGAAUUGAAGUCAACUGGCGGGGUAGUUUGUUUUGUUUUACAGAUUUCAUUUUUCCACCCCCACUAGCUCACGGAGACUGGGGGGAGGAGAGGGAAGAGAGGGGAACGAUGACCCACAGUCCACUACACUCCUUGUUUUCUGCUGUGGGAUCCUCCAGCUCCCCCUCAGAGCCCCAGAGAGCAGCACCAGAGGCUGAGGAUGGAAACAUUGAGUACAAGUUGAAGCUGGUGAACCCAUCCCAAUACCGCUUUGAGCACCUGGUGACACAGAUGAAGUGGCGGCUUCAGGAAGGCCGGGGCGAGGCUGUCUAUCAGAUUGGGGUGGAGGACAAUGGGCUAUUAGUAGGGCUGGCUGAUGAGGAGAUGCGGGCAUCCCUCAAGACCCUGCACCGGAUGGCUGAGAAGGUGGGGGCAGACAUCACAGUUCUCCGGGAACGAGAGGUGGAUUACGAUAGCGAUGUUCCUCGAAAGAUCACUGAGGUGUUGGUGCGCAAGGUCCCUGACAACCAGCAGUUCUUGGACCUUCGUGUGGCUGUUCUGGGCAAUGUGGACUCUGGGAAAUCAACUCUCCUGGGGGUGCUGACCCAGGGGGAGCUGGACAAUGGGCGUGGCAGGGCCCGGCUCAAUCUUUUCCGUCACCUGCAUGAGAUCCAAUCUGGUCGUACUUCCAGCAUCAGCUUUGAGAUCCUUGGCUUUAACAGCAGGGGAGAGGUGGUGAACUACAGCGACUCCAGGACAGCAGAGCAGAUCUGUGAGAGCAGCUCCAAGAUGAUCACCUUCAUUGACCUGGCAGGACACCACAAAUACCUACGCACUACCAUCUUUGGCCUGACCUCCUACUGUCCUGACUGUGCCCUGCUUCUAGUCAGUGCAAAUACUGGCAUUGCGGGUACCACGCGGGAGCAUUUGGGGCUAGCCCUAGCCCUGAAAGUGCCGUUCUUCAUUGUCGUCAGCAAAGUGGACCUAUGUUCAAAGGCCACAGUGGAAAGGACAGUGCGCCAGCUGGAAAGGGUCCUUAAGCAGCCUGGCUGCCACAAACUUCCCCUGUUGGUCACUUCUGAUGAUGAUGCUGUCACUGCUGCCCAACAGUUUGCCCAGUCUCCCAAUGUCACCCCCAUCUUCACAUUGUCUAGUGUGUCUGGGGAAAGCCUGGACCUGCUCAAAGUCUUUCUCAACAUCUUGCCACCACUCACCAAUAGCAAAGAACAGGAAGAGCUCAUGCAGCAGCUGACUGAGUUCCAGGUGGAUGAAAUCUACACGGUGCCAGAGGUGGGGACUGUUGUUGGAGGGACACUUUCCAGUGGGAUCUGCCGUGAGGGGGACCAGCUGGUGGUAGGUCCCACCGAUGAUGGACGCUUCCUGGAGCUGAAGGUGUGCAGCAUCCAGCGCAAUCGUUCCGCCUGCCGAGUACUUCGAGCAGGCCAGGCAGCUACCCUAGCCCUUGGCGACUUUGACCGUGCUCUUCUUCGAAAGGGCAUGGUGAUGGUGAGCCCUGAGAUGAACCCCACUAUCUGCUCAGUGUUUGAGGCAGAGAUUGUCCUACUGUUCCAUGCCACCACCUUCCGGCGUGGCUUCCAGGUGACUGUGCACGUGGGCAAUGUGCGUCAGACAGCUGUAGUGGAGAAGAUCCAUGCCAAGGACAAGCUGCGGACCGGGGAGAAGGCAGUAGUGCGCUUCCGCUUCCUGAAACACCCAGAGUACCUGAAGGUGGGUGCCAAGCUGCUGUUCCGAGAGGGUGUCACCAAAGGCAUCGGCCAUGUCACCGACGUGCAAGCUAUUGCAGCAGGAGAGGCCCAGGCCAGGUUGGGCUUCUGAACUACCCCAGGCAAGGGGCAUCUUCUUUGCUGUCCCUACAAUAUACAAGGUGACUUCAGACCACGCUGCUCCCAGUGGCAGCUCUGUGUGUUAAUAGCCUGGGGGAGGGGGCAUUUCCUGCCAGUUGCUUCUCCUAGCACCUCUGGAGUGGUGCCCAACUUGGUGUGGCUAGGAGAAGGAGAGUCCUGUGAGAGAAGACAGGAAAACUCAGGGUAUUGGCUUAGGGCUGUGCUCCAGGCCUGGCUCUUCCAACUCGGCCAGACCGUGGCUCUUCUGCUGGGGCCUUGGAAAAGGCCACUUUGGCCACUUUCAGCCAUACCUUUUCAGUGAUUUUGGACUGGGUCUAAUCUCCCAGUAUGAUCUGGGCUUCUUGGAAACAGUUGCAGCUUGGGGUGAUUCUCAGGAGGGAGCCCAUUUUCUAGUCCUCAGGGCUAUAUAAAGUUUCCAACAGAGGCCAGUUCCAUCUGACUGUGGACAAAAGACAUGUCACCAUGUCUGCCUGGAGCCCAAGGUCCAAAAGGGUAAGGAGUGACAUGUGGACAGUGAAUUUUACUGCUCACAUUUUGUGCCAGGGCCUAAUGGUCCGUCCCCAACUUCCUCUUAUUCCCUGUUUUAGGGACCUCCGUCACUCCAUCCUCAUCCCUAACAAGCCCCACAGGUGCUAUUAUUUAUCAGGCUGGUCCAGGGCUUGACAUACUAAGGGUCAGCUGCAUGUCAGUCAUGGUCUUGUCCACCCUCUCCCUCUGCAGUUUUUUGUUUUUUUGUUAUGGAUCGGACAUGUUUUGCUUUAUAAAAA
Phascolarctos cinereus (koala) is the source of this 3216-nucleotide messenger RNA. The record is from RefSeq and is a predicted model, not a curated record. NCBI's taxonomy places the organism in Eukaryota, Metazoa, Chordata, Mammalia, Diprotodontia, Phascolarctidae.